Molecule: messenger RNA, 3471 nt
Organism: Plasmodium vinckei vinckei
Lineage: Eukaryota; Apicomplexa; Aconoidasida; Haemosporida; Plasmodiidae
Product: conserved Plasmodium protein, unknown function
Exons: 1
Coding region: 1-3471 (1156 amino acids)
Source: RefSeq, a predicted model, not a curated record
AUGCAUUUAAAUAAAUCUCCAUAUUAUGAGCAAAAUGGUAACCAUAUAAAUUUUGUGGAUAAUUUUGUUUCGAAUUUGUUUGAAAAUACUUUCACUAAACCCUCAAAAAGUUGUGAACUUAUUACUAUAAAUAAAUCUAAUAAGACAAUAAAUGAUAAAAUAAAAAUUGAAAAAAACGAUGUUAUAAAUAGUGAUAUAAUUAGAAAAAUAAAUGUCAAAAAGCUUGAGCCAUAUAAUAAUACUAAUAUUUUGAGCAAACCAUUUGAAGAAAGUUUCACCCCCAAAAGAAAAAUAAAGUCUUCAUUAAAAUUUAAAAAUAUAUUGAGCAAUUAUUACAAUAUAUUAAAUGAGGAUAAAAAAAAAGAAAAAAGAAAUGAUUUAAAAUUUGGACAUAAAUAUAAAUCUGGUGUUGUAUUAUCAAAACAAUCCCAUAACAUUGAAAAUGUUGAAGAAGAAAGGAUAUUAAAAAAAAUAAAAAACAUUAAUAAUAAUAAAAAUUUUAAUUUAUUCAAUUUUUUUAAAAAGAUAAAGAAAGUUUCUGAAACAAUUUUAAAAACAAACCAAAUAUGUCAUAGUAAUUCAAAUUAUGAAGAGGAAAAAACACAGUCCGAAUGUAUAGAAUAUAUCUCAACCAAAUUAUACUGUAAUCAAAAUGAGAACAAAUUUUUUUAUGAUGAUAUUAUUAUUUGUAAUGUAAAAAAUAAAAGAAAAAAUGUUAGACUUUUAGGAUAUGAGAAAAGAAAACUAAAUAUAUCUGGUAAAAAAAAUAGUCUUUUUUUGUAUCCCUAUAAUCAAAUUAAUAUUACCCCUUCUAAAAUUAUUAAUCUUCAAAAUAAAUGUGUCUAUACAAUUCCUCUUUCAUAUGUAAACUAUUCAUACAUAUCAAAUAUAAGUAUAACUAGCUAUUUCAAAAAUAGUUGUAAAAAUGCAAAACUGCAUAACUUAUGUCGAAACUUCGUAAAGUCUAACAAUGUUAUAAAAAACCACAUAAAAAAAAGAUUGAAAUUUAAUAAGGUGAAAAAUUAUUAUAGCAAAGACAAUAUUGAUGAAAAGGAUUUCCCUCAAAAAAAUGACGCCAGUAAUAUAAAAAAUGUUUGUGAAUAUCGUAAAUAUGAAAUACCACAAAUGAAAAACAUAGCAAACAAUGUUUAUUCAUUUCAAAGUUAUUUUGUAAAUAAUUGCUUUAAUGAAAAGAAUAAAAAAUUUCAAAUUUUAGAAAAAAAAUGUAACCCAAAUAUAGUGAUAAUAAAACAUGAUAAUAAAAAUAGAAAGCCAAAAAUAUAUUGGGUACAACGUACAUUUUUUAAGGGAUGGGAAAAAAAAAAUUAUAAUAAAAUUCAAAAAUACGAACAAAAUAUUAGACUGUGUUGUAUAUCUGGAUUACGAGAAAAAUGUAGAAAUGGAAUAAUUUAUCAAAUUGUUAAAAAUAAAUGUACUUAUACAAUUGAAGAAAUAAAUCGAGGAAGGAUGAAAAUGGAUAUGUUUGAAAAAGUAACCCAUAAUAAUAUCAGGAAAGAAAGACAAAACAUGUCUAAUAUUCAAAAAAAUAUGCAAAUAUUUCAUCAUGAAAUAACAAUUGAUAAUACAGAUAAAGACAUAAACCAAUAUAUUUCUGAUAAAAACGGCUAUAAACAAAAAAAUGAGCAUCCGCUUGUCAUUGCGAAAGACAAAUUUAAAUAUGGUAAACCAAAUAACAAACAACAAAACAUCGAUUUUAAUGAAUUAAAUAAUGCGUCUACCUAUUCAGGAAACCAAAUAAUGUAUUAUUACUCUAAGAAAAAUGAUACUCAUUUAAAUUAUAUAAUAAAAAAUAAUAAUGCACAGAAUCAAAUUUCUAGUAGGGAUUGUCGGAUAUUUGAAAACGGACAAAAAUGUAAUGAAAUAUUAGAAUAUAAUGAUAAGGAAAUAAAAAAAGUAAAUAAUUAUUCACAUAACGAAUUUAAAAAAAAAAAAUAUUUAAUUGAAUGGUAUCCUGGUUUUAAUGUUCCAAUAGGAACAUAUGGGAGAGCAAUAUUAAGAAAAGCUUUACAUCAAAAAAGAAUGACUAAUAUUAAAAAAUGUGAUGAACUUUUAUCAUCAAAUAAUUUAUUUCCAACAUCUAGAUCCACUUUUGGAGACAUGAAAAUAAGAGAUCUAUAUAGAGCUGCCUAUAUAUUAGAUGUAUGGGAUAUAGCGGAAAAAUAUUGUUUAUUAGCAUGUGAGAGAAAUGGAUAUAAAAGAGAAUGGAUUAGUAUGUUAAAACAAAACAAUAAAAAAAUCACCAUUAAAGCGCUUAAAGAGAUUAGAAAUAAGCAUAUAGCCAAAAAUAAACAAAGUAAAUCUUUAAACCGAAAAAUGGAAAAAGAAAGGAAAACUAAUGAACAGGGAAAUAGUAAAAAUGUGAAACUGAAAGAAUCUUAUCAUAUUUACAACAGUCUAACACAUACAAAUAAUCUAUUGAUGACCAAAAAAGAAAACAUUGAUAGUGUCAUUUCCAAUUAUAUUUGUAUGCCAAAUAAUAUAGACAAUAAAAUGAAUAAAGUUAAAAACUUUCCUGUUCAAUUUUCAAGAGAAAAUAAAUGUAGUACAAGUUACAAAAUGGAUAUAAUAAAAAGUCAAUAUAUAAAACAGAAUAUCAUGGAAAAUGAAAAAAAAAAUAAUUUAAUAUCUGUUGUAUGCUCUUCAAAUAUACAAGAAGGGAAAAAGACAGAAAAUAAUCAUCAAAGUAUUAUUACCAACUCUUCUGUUUUAUUGUCACAAAAAAUUGAACAAAUUAAUAACAACUUUAAUAUGGAUAUUCAUAAAAGAAAUAAUGAAGACAUAAAAAAGGAUUAUCAAAUUUCUAAGAAUUUUAUUAAUAUCUUACCAAAUAAAAUUAAUCAUAAAAAAAAUAACCAUAUGAUGGAUAAUCAAUUUAUAACUCUUGUAAUGCAAAAUAAAGUAUGUCAAAUAAAUUACAAUGCAGAUAUAAAUAGUCUAAAUACGAAAAACAUUUACUCUCAAAAAUAUCAAAAGAAAUGUAUACAGAAGGAUGAACUAAAAAAUGUUGAUCCUAGGAUUAUACCAUCAAAUAUAAUUUAUGAUAAAAAUCACAGAUAUUAUUAUUAUUAUAUGAAUGGCACUGAAUGUGAAAGUUAUGGCAUGAAACAAUUGAUAUAUCAAGCAAAGACACAAAUUAACAAAUAUGGCAUUCAUGAUAAUUGUAAAAUGCGUUCAGAAAAUUUUAAUUCGGCAUUUAAUAUGCCACCACCUUUUAGUUCCCCAAAUAAUGAUUGUUAUACUUCAGUUCAGGCAUAUGCUAAAAUAGCAAACCCUUUUAAAAACAUGAAUCCAAAUAUAUGUAAUACUAUAAAUGAUCGAAAUAAUCAUAAUCAAACUGAAUUUCAGAUAAAUGCAUAUAAUACCAAAAGUUGCAAUGACCAAAAUAAUAUUGUGUACCAUAAAACCUGGAAAGAAUAUUUUAAUACGGAUAUACAAAGUAAGUACAUAUGA